This is a messenger RNA of Chanos chanos (milkfish), 1071 nucleotides long. It is a transcript of the gene proca1, whose product is annotated as protein interacting with cyclin A1. Gene Ontology annotation, molecular function: A2-type glycerophospholipase activity. The coding region runs from base 1 to 1071 and encodes 356 amino acids. Gene Ontology annotation, biological process: phospholipid metabolic process; arachidonate secretion. Lineage: Eukaryota; Metazoa; Chordata; Actinopteri; Gonorynchiformes; Chanidae. The record is from RefSeq and is a predicted model, not a curated record. The transcript has 6 exons.
AUGCAUGUUUGCCGACUUGGUCUAAGAGACCACAGAAAAAAGCCUGAAGGUUUGGAGCUAACCACCACAAAUGUUGCAGAGGCCAAAUCAAAGUGUAAGGAGCUGAAAUCAAAAGAGCGAGAGGGAUUGACCGUGCCAACACAGAGACCACAGGAGAGGAAUCCCAUUACCGGCGCCCACAAUGAAAACCGAAUACUUCGCAGAUCAAAGCGGGGCUUUACUUAUCCUGGGACACUGUGGUGCGGUGCAGGGAAUAUCGCAGAAAAUUAUGAUCAAUUAGGAGAAUUCGCAGAAACCGACAAAUGUUGCCGAGUUCAUGACCACUGUCCUUAUGUCAUCCAUGCGUUCUCCUCCAAAUACGGCUACACAAACUUUAGGUGGCAUUCAAUUUGUCACUGUGACUGUGACAACACGCUGAAGACAUGUUUGAGGAAGGUAAAUGAUACUUCCUCCAGGGUGGUUGGCCAAGCGUUCUUCAACGUGAUUGAAGUGCCCUGUUUUGAGUUUUCAUAUGAAGAGCAGUGUGUUGAGCGACACUGGUAUGGCAUGUGUAAAAGGUACGAUCGGGUUCCCGUGGCAGUCAUUCAAGAGUCCGUCCCUUACGAUUUUGGUGGUAUCAAUGUUAUUGAUGAGCUGACUCUACCUCCCCCUGCAAAUAAACUGUCUGAUUCAGACACGGAACAAGAGAAACGUGAGAGCACAACACAAUCUACUGUGUCAGGGUCCCAGAGCACGAAUCCUCAAGAGCCCUCGUUGAGGAAUGUGGUCACUGCAGCCGAAGACUUCAUCAAAGUGCUGGCCACAGUGUCUACCUCUCAGAGUUCAUCCACAGAAACCGCCAAAGGGGACAAAGGGGAAACACAAAGUGCUCCUCAGAGCAGCCGACCCGAGGAAACGGUCGGUCAGAACAACUUUGUGGACGAUCCGGGUAAGAUCGAUCAGUUACUCACGAACGUUGACAACUUUAUGAAUGGUAAAUUUGAUGCCGGGGAGACAGAGGUCAAAGGAAAGGGCGGGGAGAAAGAGAAUGAGGAAAGUUACAGCUCCUGCCAUGGGGGAAGGAGAGCUUAA